This is a messenger RNA of Australozyma saopauloensis, 639 nucleotides long. RefSeq lists its product as uncharacterized. The record is from RefSeq and is a predicted model, not a curated record. NCBI's taxonomy places the organism in Eukaryota, Fungi, Ascomycota, Pichiomycetes, Serinales, Metschnikowiaceae. The transcript has a single exon. Bases 1 to 639 code for a protein of 212 amino acids.
AUGUAUAUUCCUCAGAAAUUCAACGUAGAUGAUUGGUCCGCCCAGGAACACUUGAUCAAGUCGUAUCCGUUGGGCACAAUCGUGACCAUCGACGAGAACGGAGCACCAAUUGCCAACCAUUUCCCGUUUUUCCUCCAUGUGGAUGAACAGUCGGGUAAGAAGUACUUGCACGCGCACGUGGCCAAGAGAAACCACCAGAUUCCGUCGCUCACCGCCAACGACAACGUUUUGGUGAUUUUCCAGAGUCCAAGCACGUACAUUCUGCCUUCGUACUAUCCGGAGAAGGCAAGAACGCACAAGUUUGUGCCUACGUGGGACUUUGCGUCGCUCCAUAUCACCGGCAAGCUGCGGAUCAUCGACGAUUUUGACUUUGUCAGAGCACAACUCAACCAUUUCACCGACCAGAACGAGGCCGAAAGAGAGGACAAAUGGAAGGUGGAUGAUGCGCCGGAAAACUACUUGAAAAUCAUGCAGAAGGCCAUCACCGGCUUGGAAAUCGAGAUCGUCGACACAAAGUGCAAGUACAAGUUCGAACAGAAAGAGACUCGCGAGAAUGUCGACGGUGUGAUUGCCGGUUUGGCUUCCGACGGAAAGGAGGUUUUGAGCGAGUACGUGAAGAACGCCAACGAAGGCUUGUAG